AUGAGCGCUUCCUGUGUGUCCCUUCUACAAACCAUUGUUCAGACCGCCUUUCCCCGAAAUUGUGGCCUCUUCUCCGCCUUCGGCUACGGCUCAGUUGCCAUUCCGCAGCACGGUCGUAGCACUGCCAACUCCCAACUAGACCUUGUCCUCAUUGUUGAGGACCCGCUCUCCUGGCAUUUAGAAAACUGUGCAAAGAACCCACACCACUACAGUAGGAUUUCACAGCGCUUUAAUCAGAAGCUCCUGAAGCUUGCCGUGUCCAAGUGGCCCAACCCAGCCGUGUACUACAAUCCCCUCGUCAAAUGGACUGACCCCAGUAAUAGCUUUCCGCCUCAACUAAUUAAGUACGGUGUUGUUGGGCUUUCCCGCCUGCUCCAGGACCUCAACUCCUGGUCCGAUCUAUACAUUGCAGGACGCCUACACAAACCCGUCAUCUGGAUUCCAGUCAAACCGCUGCCUAAACAUGACAGUUCUGCCUUCUCUGUGGCCCUUUCACACAAUCUCACCAGCGCUCUGGCCUUUGUUCUGCUGCAGCACGACUUUGACCAUUCGGGUCCUUUAUCUGAGACCGAGCUCUAUCGUAGUCUAGCCAGCAUCUCUUAUCGUGGUGACUGGCGCCUUUACUUUGGUGAGGAUCGAAGAAAGAUAGAACGCCUCAUAACUGGCGUGUCACGGCGACAAGCCUUUCGCAGCCUCUACCUGCCCUACCUCCACGCGGAUCCCUUCAGUGAAUUAUUUGAUGUUGUCGUUCCAUCUAAUCUAACCACGGACUUCAUUGUCAGGCCGCGCUUUACAGACAGCCGUGAAUACAUUCCCUGCCUUCUUACCUACCUGCCAAACGAAUUCUGCCUCUCGUCCUCCGCUGGUGUUGGCCCACCUGCUGACGCGGCGGCAGCGCGCUAUCACCUUCGGAGUCUGCCUUUUGAACAGCGCUCAGCCUUGCUGUCAGCCACCGCAGCCUCUGUGGUCCGAUGGGCUAGCUAUCGACAGACCCUUUUGGGGGUCUUUUCUGCUGGCAUCUUUCGGUCCGUCACAUACUCCCUGGAGAAGUUCAAGAAGAUGUUAUCUAGUCUACACCACUAA
This is a messenger RNA of Spirometra erinaceieuropaei, 1083 nucleotides long. The record is from the annotation of a GenBank genome assembly. NCBI's taxonomy places the organism in Eukaryota, Metazoa, Platyhelminthes, Cestoda, Diphyllobothriidea, Diphyllobothriidae.